This is a messenger RNA of Fraxinus pennsylvanica, 768 nucleotides long. NCBI's taxonomy places the organism in Eukaryota, Viridiplantae, Streptophyta, Magnoliopsida, Lamiales, Oleaceae. The record is from the annotation of a GenBank genome assembly.
AUGAAGUUUAGGGUUUUCUUUGUUCUCGCUCUUCUCAUUUUCUCUUCAUUGUUUCUACAAGUUGCAAGAAGCGAAUCAGAACCAGAUCCGGAUGUAGUUGAAACUGACGGAGGAGGAGAUCUUGGGAUUGUUGGGGAGGAUGUUCAAGAUUUUGGUGGUGGAAGUUUCAGUCCAGCUCCAGGAGUAGAAACAAUUUGUGUUUUCCCCAAAAACCCCUCUAAAUUGGUUGUGGCUGGGGAAGAAGGUGAACUUCUGGUUGGAAUUAAGAAUGAAGGGGAAUCAAGUAUUAAUGUUAUUGCAAUCCAGGCCACUGUUCAUCUUCCCUUUGAUCACCAGUAUUUGGUUCAAAAUCUUUCAGCUCAGGCUUUUAACAAUGCUUCAGUCCCUCCUGCUGCCCAAGCAACUUUCCCUUACAUAUUUGCUGUGAGCAAAUUUUUACAGACUGGUGCAUUUGAUCUGGUUGGCACAAUUGUGUACGAGAUUGAUCAGAAUCCAUACCAGAGCACGUUCUACAAUGGAACAAUUGAAGUUACUGAGACAGGUGGCCUACUCAGUGUUGAGUCUGUUUUCCUGUUCUGCCUUGGAACUGCCCUUCUUGGUCUUCUUGGAUUUUGGAUACGUGGCCAGAUAAAGAAUUUCUCGAAGAAAACAAAGAGAGCUCCCAAGGUGGAGGUUGGAACCGGAACUACCAAUGCCUCGAUGGACGAGUGGUUGGAGGGAACUGCAUAUACUCAGUCUCAAUCCAGCAAAUCAAAGAAGAAGAAGUAG